This is a messenger RNA of Peronospora matthiolae, 369 nucleotides long. Lineage: Eukaryota; Oomycota; Peronosporomycetes; Peronosporales; Peronosporaceae. The record is from the annotation of a GenBank genome assembly.
AUGGCGCGCGAUCCGGCAUCAGGCAUUCGGCUCAGCAACAAUAAACGUAUGGCGUGCGUGUCAUGCCUCGAGGGCAAGCAGACGCGCAACGCGCAGUCCCAACAAGACAGCGGCAAGCACUCGCCCAUCGAUCGCAUCGUCGACGUCAACGUCGUCUUCUCGGACCUGAAGAGUCCAAUGACGCCGCGGGACCGACUCGGCAAUCUUUGCCUUGUGAAUUUCGUUGAUCACAAGAGCAACUACUGCCGAGUUGUCCUCGCGCGCACGAAGGACGCUGUGGCGAAGCAGUUCGAGGCGUUACUCGUUCACUUUAAGAAUCUUUUCGGGUUCAAGGUCCACGUGCUCCGCACGGACGGCGGCAGAAAAUAA